Molecule: messenger RNA, 1294 nt
Organism: Fomitopsis serialis
Lineage: Eukaryota; Fungi; Basidiomycota; Agaricomycetes; Polyporales; Fomitopsidaceae
Exons: 2
Coding region: 199-1020 (273 amino acids)
Source: RefSeq, a predicted model, not a curated record
CUUGAGCCAAGCCACCGAAUCCGAGUCGGAGCGUUCCGGCGCUUAAUUGCACUUCUUCGAUAACGUCUUCGGGCCUCAUGCAGUGUUUUAUAUGUACUCAAGAAGUUGCUUGUGUACCACGACCAUGUAUCGCCUCUGAACCCUUACGACGCUCCUCGGAACCUGCUUUUUGCCAUUGAUAUAUCACGAACCUCACGAAUGGCUAUGCCAAUUGUACAGUGGAUUCGCACGCUCUUGCGGUUGCUCUUGUCUUCAAGACUUGUACGGCACUCUGCGCACGGCCUCUUACGCUUAUGGCACUUUCUUAAGGACUGCUACACACGGACAACACAGGAUGGCCGUUCAGAUUUCGGAGGAGAGGGUUCCUGUCGAGGGCGGCGGUUGACUUUGGACGGCAGACUUGGUGAGAGCGAACCUAGUGUCGUCUACGCGAGUAGGGAGCCCGUCUCGUUCCCUGCUGGGUACUUGGAGCAGGCGCGAAACUCGAUGUAUCUUAGUGCGGAGGGCAGUCGCCCCAACAGUCGACCUGCAAGUCGACCAUCGUCGGCCUUGUUCCACCACUCGCAGAAGGGCAGCGAAGAGGACAUCACAUAUCCCAUCUCCGUUCAAACCGCCUCACAACCCUCUCGCAAUAGCUCCCAGGUAUCCUUUGAAUCCCACCAGUAUCGUCCACGCGCUAGUAUAUACAGCGAACACCUUGCAGCGCCGUCGUCUCGGCCGUCUUCUCGUGCCUCGGUGCGCGCCACAGACCACCGUCUCUCCGGGAUAGUCACUGUUGCGGACGCACAUCGUCGGAGAGGGAGAUCUAGGUCCCGGGCGCGGUCCCAAGUACGCGCUCCUGCAGGCUCGCAUCCGCGCCCCGAGUCCGUUCUCUCUGUGCAUGGUGACAAAGCCUCCGUCCAUAGUCGGUCCAAUGUCGCGUCGCCAGCCAGGCCAUCUCAACACCUACCCAACACGCAUCCCCGCAGGUCGCAGAAAAUAUACCCAACCCUUCAAACACGUAGAUAUGAAAAAGGGUGAAGCUGUGGGUAAUUACCCGUCGUAGCUGGUUUCCACACUGAUGCGAUCAUGUUCACAGUGAGGAGUGCCCCUUUGAAUUUGUUGUCGAACCUAUGCAGACUACCUAUCCCCUGUACGUACAGUCCCAUUGAACGCCCCUGGGUACCUGGAUUCACAUGCUAUCCAGGGAACACGUACCUGUGGGCUGGGAAGGUCAUACACACCCCGAAGGUGCUUUGUACUUCUAUAACAAGGACCGAAAAACAUAUACCGAGGCGUGGCUCUGCGAUCCCGA